UUGGCGCCAUUAUAGAACCGGAAAAAACCUCCACGCAAUAAACUUCGAUCUUGAAUUUGAUUGAGAUUUAAGAUACUGUAUGGUUCUUCCUCGACUUUGUUCUCAUUCAUGGUGACUGCGAGGCAACAGAAAAACCCUGAAGAAAAAGAAGAAGAUGAAGAGGAACGGUUGGGAACGGUUGGGAAGUUUAUAGAUGAAAGAUUCGUUAAGAAAUCGCCGGCGAAACCUUAUGAUCGGCCGCCGAAUGGCAUAAGAACGACAGGAAACAAUUCGUGGAUCUUGAAGCUCGUUGAUCCGGCUCAAAGGCUCAUUUCCUCUGGUUCUCGAAUGCUUUUUUCCUCCGUGAUCCGAAAUUUUCCUACCCAUUUAACGUCUCGUGUUUCUUCUCAAGAAUCAAGCCAGUCAAGAAAGGAUGACAAGAAGGCCGAUGUAACAGUCUGAGAUCGAUCAUUUGACAACGCUAUUGCAUUCAAGAAAUGGUGAUUUACCUGGUGUGAAUGAGGAGAAAAGUUUUAAGUUUAUCUCUUCCAUUCCAGAACCUAACAGGAAGGAGUUUGUAAAAAUACCAAAUUCAGAAGUUAGGAUGGGCAGGCCAUCGAUUUCACCCCCCAUUUUGUGUUCAAGUGUACUUGAUGGUGAUAUUUCUUCACCUGCAGAGGUAGCAAGGGCAUACAUGGGCAGUAGAGAGUCAAAAGUUUGCCCUUCAAAGCGAUCUCUGAGAGCUCAAGGACUUGGGGAAAAUUCAACUAGUUUAUCAUUCUAUUCAAAAUCAAACAAUAUGUUGCUUGCACCACCAUCUAUUAGUCGGGGUUCGAAACGUAGGAGCUCAUUUCUUGAUAAUCACAUCAAAUCCAUUGUUUCUCUGCGCAGAAUUCGACAGAAACCUAACAUUCAUCUUUCAAAGGGAUUAAGCUUACCUAUUUCUGUUCCUGUAGUUGGACUUAGUUUUGAUGCUUCCCAGAGCUCCAAAUUUGGGAGAACUCGAAAUUUCCCAUCUUGUAUUUGGAACUCACAACUGUCUCCUAAACCAAAUAAAACUUUUGCAAGAAAGUUUAUUACGAACGUGGGGAGUGAUAACAUUCUUGGUGCAAGUUGUAGCUCUAUUUAUACUCUUACAAGGUCUUCUAAGAUGGCUUCUAAAAUAUUGGAGCAGCUUGAAAAGUUGACCCCUCCAAAGGAGAAAGUGUCUACAUUUAAUCGACUUCCUGUUGGGGAAAAAUAUCACUCUAAGCUGUCACCACCCGAAGUAGUUGGGCAUCUCAAAAGUGUGAAGGAUGUGGACUUGCCCAGAAAUGAAGAAUUUGUUUAUGACGACAAGCAGUCAAAUAGUUUGCUUGGGAUCUCAUAUCAGGGCAACCGAGAAAACAGUUUCCAACAUAAAGAGAGGCUGGAAAAACUGAAAUCAUCGGAUCCUCAUCCUAGUCGUGAUCUACUGAAGGACUCUGGGUCAAUAGGUUCUACUAACGAUUCCAUGAAUGAUCAAGGAAUGCCUGAAUCUGCUGUGGGGAAAUCUACUAUUCAGCCCCCAAAAGACAAACAGGCAUUUCCAAUGUUGCCUGACGAGGAUAGUGUUGACCAAGAUGAGAGUUCUGCCGAUAGAGUUGCACCUGCUACUGCUGAGGUUAGAGAAGGUGAUGUUUCUUUGGCUGUGAGACAAACAACUGCUAAUGAGUCCGUCUCUCCAGCAAGGCUACAAAAAUCAUCUGAAGUAAUAGUGGGUUCUUCUCUCGACGGAAGUUCUGAUUCGGAAACUUUUGGUGACAGCAUUGAUGAUGAUAUCAAUACCAGACUAACUGUUCAAAUUGCAUCUUCACUUCGCACUUCACAGCUAGAAGCUAUUGAUUCUUUUGGAAAUAAGAUUCUUCCUGAAAAUAAGCAAAUUGUUUCUCCAGUCUUUAGCUUUGUAAAUAAUGUAUCUCCACGUAAACAGCUAAUCGCUAGUUCUACUGCAUUGGAUAUUGGUAAUAAGGAUGAUUCUCUUACAGAAUUAUGUGCUGAUUUUGAAAAUGGCAACGAACCGUCAUACCCAUACACGCAGUGCAAUCCAGCUUCUUCAAACGAUAAGCUAGAUUUCUCUUGGAGGACCUGCAAUGAUGCAUUCUCAUCCUCUGUUUCCGUAUCAGCUGGACUUGCAUUCUCAUUUAGCUCGACUCCUGGCCAUCAAAGUCUAAAUAAUGGCCUUUCUAUUUCAUGUCCAUCUCUAUACUCUUCCUACAGUCCAUCAACUGGGUUUAUGAAUCAAAGUUCAUCCAGAAAUAUCUUCCUCUCUGCCCCGUGUGCUAUCAACAACACUAAUAUAAUCACAACUCUGGCAUCUUCAUUUGCUUCAACGACUUCAGGCACAGGAAGUUAUGACAAGAUCAAGCGGGAUGAAAGCCUACGCCAUGUAAAUGACACUUAUUUCAGCAGCAUAACUACACCUGCAAAUUCUCACUACAGUAUGUUCAGCUUCGGUUCUGCAGCAACACCUUCGUUUGUGACUAAUCUGUUGAGUAAACCUACUGUUAGCAGUGCAACUGGGCUCAGUGCUCAGGAAGUUUCUGUUGGAAAGAAAUUUAUAGCUAAUGCGGAAAGAACAUCCAUGAUUUUAGGAUCAUCCAUGUCUCAUGUAUCAUCAGGGAUGGCUGGAAAAGCAUCCCUCUGCUGUGGCCUUUCUUUUGAGUGCUCAUCUCCUGCUUCUGAACGGUUUAAUUCAGGAAGUAGGCCAUCAGAAUUUCCCAUCACUGCGUUCACUAGUGCCCCCGCAACUUCAACCAUCAGUACCUCCAAUGUUUCUACUUCUAGUACACUUCUUGGAUUUGAGUCAUUUACAGGGGCAUCUUUCAGUUCUUUACGUUGUUCAACCUCAGCAGCAGCAUUAGCAGAUUCCACGCCUGUUUUGAGUAAUUCUCAUCCCAAAGUUGCUUUUAAAGUUUCUUCAGUCAAUAAUAACUGUGAAGAGCAGGGAACCUCCAAGGACAACGUUCCACUUUUCAGCCAAAAACCAAAAUUUUCUUCUGGUUCAGGGCCUUCAGGCAGUGCAGGCACAUCCGAAUUAACUCCCUUUCAAGUUGGAAAGCAGCAGACUUUGGCCGAACCCCAAAAUUCAUAUCCAUAUAUUGCUGCUUCCAACAGCCUACAAGCUAAAUCUGGAGGCAGCUUCUCCUUGAAUGCUGGUGGCAGCGACAAGGCUAACCGGAGAUUUGUGAAGUUCAAACGAAGGAAAUAAUGAGAGCAACACCGGCAGAGUUGAUUUUGCAGCCACAGGUAUGUAAUUUUUGUUAUGCAGAGCCAUGCAUUGAAAACAGUAAAGAACUGGUACUAAACAUACAACAAAGUCAUCUAUCCUAUAUUUUUGUUAUUUCUUAUGUUUAAAUGAAGAAAUAAUCUCAUUUUAGACAAAGCUUCCUAUGAUUGAUUUUGUCCAAUCAGUUCAUUCAGGCUUGUGACGAUGUAUUUUCACUGUUAUGGGAUCCGCAAAGUUCACAAGACGGAGUUCAAGUAAGGACAAACAAACCUUCAUAAAUCCAACUCCUUUGUUUUUCUUACACA
Molecule: messenger RNA, 3531 nt
Organism: Cucumis melo (muskmelon)
Lineage: Eukaryota; Viridiplantae; Streptophyta; Magnoliopsida; Cucurbitales; Cucurbitaceae
Exons: 7
Coding region: 584-3208 (874 amino acids)
Biological process (GO): nuclear membrane organization; poly(A)+ mRNA export from nucleus
Cellular component (GO): nuclear envelope
Source: RefSeq, a predicted model, not a curated record